AUGGAACCUGCCACAACACCUUCACCUAACCCCACGCUCAAAAAACUCAACUUCGCUCUCGCAGACGCAUCCCCAGAAUACAUCCAAAGAAGAAAGAAACAAGCGGUGUUCUUCUUGGCUGCUGCCGCCGCCUCGAUCUUCACCUCCAGAUUUGCCUACAAGUCCACCAUCACAAGACAAUAUAUUCCCACGCUUUUCCAGGGAAACCACCUGCCUCCGUUGAGUUACAACUUCACCUCGGACGCCGCUGUGGCCGUAGGCACAGGAACGAUGCUUUGUGCGUCCGUGUCGUCCAUGCUUAUAUUCGGAACAUGCUGGGUGACCGAUGUGCUGAGUUUCAAGGAGUUUGGCUGGAGAAUGAAGGCGUUGAUGGGUGGAGACAAGAAGGAGAAGGAGGUGGCUGCAGCUCCAAUGGACGAGGAGAGUGCGUACAUUCAGGAUACAUUGAACGAUAUUUUGGACGGAAAAUACGACAUGGACGAGGAAUAG
Australozyma saopauloensis is the source of this 489-nucleotide messenger RNA. RefSeq lists its product as uncharacterized. The transcript has a single exon. Lineage: Eukaryota; Fungi; Ascomycota; Pichiomycetes; Serinales; Metschnikowiaceae. Gene Ontology annotation, cellular component: mitochondrion. The coding region runs from base 1 to 489 and encodes 162 amino acids. The record is from RefSeq and is a predicted model, not a curated record.